GUGAGAUGUCCUGCCCCUCCUAUGAUUCUGGCCAUUACUCAGUGGCUGCACCUCAAGCGGCAGGCCAGCAAGUGCAGCACAGAGGACGAGGCAGAGGACGACAUGGCAGCUAUUCUGGAGAGUAUCUUCCUGAAACGUUCACAGCAGAAGAAGAAAACAUCUCCUCUCAACUUCAAGAAGCGCCUCUUCCUCCUGACAGAAAGCAAGCUCUCCUACUAUGAGUACGACUUCGAGCGUGGACGGCGAGGCAGUAAGAAGGGGUCAGUGGACAUCGAGAAAAUCACCUGUGUGGAGACGGUGGUUCCAGAGAACAACCCACCCCCGGAGCGGCAGAUCCCGAGAAAGGGAGAAGAUUCCAAUGAGAUGGAGCAGAUCUCGAUCAUAGAGAGGUUCCCAUAUCCCUUCCAGGUGGUGUAUGAUGAAGGACCCCUCUAUAUCUUCUCACCAACAGAGGAGUUACGCAAGCGCUGGAUCCACCAGCUGAAGAGUGUGAUCCGCUACAACAGCGACCUGGUACAAAAGUACCACCCCUGCUUCUGGAUUGAUGGACAAUACCUGUGCUGCUCUCAGACGGCCAAGAAUGCCAUGGGCUGCCAGGUCCUGGAGAGCAGGAACGGAAGUUUAAAAACUGGACGGUCUCAUCGCAAGACAAAGAAGCCUCUUCCUCCAACGCCCGAGGAGGAUCAGAUGAUGAUGAAGCCACUACCCCCUGAGCCAGCUCCCAGCAUGCCAGGUGAAAUGAAGAAGGUUGUGGCACUUUAUGACUAUGUGCCAAUGAAUGCACAGGACUUGCAGCUGCAGAAGGGGGAAGAGUACUUCAUUCUGGAAGAAAGCGAUAUACCUUGGUGGAGAGCCCGGGACAGGAAUGGGAAAGAAGGUUACAUCCCUAGCAAUUAUGUCACAGAGACCAGGGACUCUCUGGAAAUGUUUGAGUGGUACUUGAAAAACAUAACCCGGAGCCAAGCAGAGCAACUGCUGAAGCAAGAGGGGAAAGAAGGAGGUUUCAUAGUGCGAGAUUCCACCAGCAAGACAGGAAAAUACACAGUCUCAGUAUAUACCAAGUCCUCUGGGGACCUGCAGGGAACAAUCCGCCAUUACGUGGUAUGCUCCACACCCCAGAACCAGUAUUACCUGGCAGAAAAGCACCUCUUCAACACCAUUCCGGAGCUCAUCACAUACCAUCAGCACAACUCUGCCGGGCUUAUAUCCAGACUGAAAUACCCAGUGUCUCAAUACCGAAAAAAUGCUCCUUCCACAGCUGGACUGGGCUAUGGGUCAUGGGAGGUUGAGCCAAAGGAUCUGACUUUUCUGAAAGAGCUGGGGACUGGGCAAUUUGGAGUGGUAAAGUAUGGGAAAUGGAGAGGCCAAUACGAUGUGGCCAUCAAGAUGAUCCGAGAAGGAUCCAUGUCAGAGGAUGAGUUUAUCGAUGAAGCCAAAGUUAUGAUGGACUUGUCUCACGAGAAGCUGGUGCAGCUGUAUGGGGUCUGUACCAAGCAACGACCCAUCUUUAUCAUCACAGAAUACAUGGCCAACGGCUGCCUCUUGACCUACUUGCGGGAAAGCAGACAGAGGUUCCAGCCCUCUGAGUUGCUGGAGAUGUGCAAGGACAUCUGUGAGGCCAUGGAGUAUCUGGAGUCCAAGCAGUUCCUGCACCGAGAUCUGGCUGCUCGCAACUGUUUGGUGAAUGACCAGGGGAUUGUGAAAGUCUCUGAUUUUGGCCUUUCCAGGUAUGUCCUAGAUGAUGAGUAUACAAGCUCAGUGGGGUCCAAGUUUCCAGUGCGGUGGUCCCCCCCUGAAGUCCUGAUGUACAGCAAGUUCAGCAGCAAGUCCGAUGUCUGGUCUUUUGGCGUUCUGAUGUGGGAGGUUUACUCCCUGGGGAAGAUGCCGUAUGAGAGGUUCAACAACACCGAGACAACGGAACACGUCAUCCAGGGGCUGCGCCUCUAUCGGCCUCAGCAGGCCUCAGAAAGGGUCUAUGCCAUCAUGUACAGCUGCUGGCAUGAGGUAGGCUUCCUCCCAGCACUGUGCGUCCCAGGGACUGGUGCCUAUUGCAGGGCGCCUCCCUCAUGCUCUGCCCAACCUCUAGCGCCACUGCUGCUUGGGCUCGGUCUGCCUGUAGGUCCCACCUCAACUGCCACAACAGCGAGGGCUGGGGACAGGCAUCUGCCACCGCAGCGAGCACUGCUAGAGACUCCGCGUAGGGACGCUCACCCGUGCGUGCCUGAUGUGGCGGCUCCUCCUUUCAUUGCAGAAAGCAGAGGAGCGCCCAACCUUCCGUGUCCUCUUGGGAAACAUCCUGGACCUCAGGGACGAGGAGCCCUGAGAUACUGCCCUCGCACCUCUGCCACCGCCCGACAGACGCUGGAGCUUCUCGAAGGGGCCGAGAAGGAGCCGCGGCGCUCGCUGGGACGCCUUUGCCAGGAGUUUCCUUAGGGGUGGCGGGCCGCUCCGCGCGGUCGGACAGGGCGGUGCUGCCCCGCGGGU
Messenger RNA from Alligator sinensis (Chinese alligator), 2484 nucleotides. It is a transcript of the gene BTK, whose product is annotated as Bruton tyrosine kinase. The record is from RefSeq and is a predicted model, not a curated record. Gene Ontology annotation, biological process: peptidyl-tyrosine autophosphorylation; adaptive immune response; T cell receptor signaling pathway. Gene Ontology annotation, molecular function: non-membrane spanning protein tyrosine kinase activity; ATP binding; protein binding. NCBI's taxonomy places the organism in Eukaryota, Metazoa, Chordata, Crocodylia, Alligatoridae. The transcript has 18 exons. Bases 22 to 2433 code for a protein of 803 amino acids.